Messenger RNA from Beta vulgaris subsp. vulgaris (sugar beet), 1777 nucleotides. Its product is annotated as ACT domain-containing protein ACR2. NCBI's taxonomy places the organism in Eukaryota, Viridiplantae, Streptophyta, Magnoliopsida, Caryophyllales, Amaranthaceae. The record is from RefSeq and is a predicted model, not a curated record.
CUUUUAUAAAAAAGCGCAGCCCUUCUGUUGUGUAGGGCUGCGCUUUUGUACAAAAGCACAACCCUUCACUAGUAGGGCUGCACUUUUAGAAAAAGCGCAGCCCUUCCUCCGCAGCCCUUUCUUUUUUUUCCCCUAGUGAAUUAUUGAAUUCAUAAUUUCUAACUCAUCACUCUCUUCCAUCCCAGUUUUUUUUUUUUUUUUUUCAUUUCAAUUUUUGUGCUGUUGUAUUUUUUUUAUAGGUAAGCUUUCUUUUCUUUUGGAUAUUGCCACAACUUACCAUUUCCAAGAAGUACGUUAUAUGAUGAACAUACAGUGAAAGAGUAGGAAUUUUGAUCACAAAACUAAUCAUGAUUUGUUUUCAUUGAUUUAAUGCAGCAUGGAGAAAGUUCGUUGGCCUUAUUUUGAUCCUGAUUUUGAUAACAUGUCAGAAAGAAUUAAUGGUCCAAGUUGCAGAGUCUGUAUUGACAAUGAGAGCCUAGAAGAGAGUACUUUGAUCAAGGUAGACAGUGUAAACAAACAAGACUUACUCCUUGAAAUAGUGCAAGGUAUAACAGAUCUGAAUCUCUCCAUCACAAAAGGCUACAUAUCCUCUGAUGCUGGGUGAUUCAUGGAUGUAUUUCAUGUCAAGGAUGAACAAGGGAACAAGAUUACUGAUCAAACAGUCCUUAACAAUAUACAACAGGUCAUAGGAUCAGGAAGAGCUAGUUCAAUGUCCCCUAGAGUGAGGUCGAGCACUAGCAAGACCGGUGGAUCAGAGCACACUGCUAUAGAGAUGACAUCAACUGAUAGUCCAGGCCUGUUUUCUGAAAUCUCAGCUGCCCUUGCUGACCUUCAUUGCGAUGUCGUUGAGGCUCAUGCAUGGAGUCACAAUGCUCGCUUGGCUUGUGUGGCCUACAUUUCAGAUCAAUCCUGCCAUACUUCUAUUGAUGACCCCCUUCGUUUGGCUACUAUUGAAGAAGACCUUACCACGGUACUCAGGGCAAAAUCUGCCCUGUUUGAUGUUGACAUGAAACAACAGAAAGUGAAGACAUCUGAUGUUAUUGGAGGGGAAGGAAUUACAAUGAUCUCCAAUGUUGAACGCCGAUUGCACCAGCUUAUGGCAUCGCUAAGGGACUUUGAUGAUCCAUCUUCAGAGCCCUCAACCUCCCCUAGAUCUUCCUUGGAACUUCAGGGGAGUGAGGAGGGGAUGAAAGCGAUUGUGUACAUAGAGGUCUGUUACCAAAAGAGCUACUCGAUUGUGAGCGUGGAAUGCAGAGACCGUCCCAGGGUUAUGUUUGAUACUGUAUGUACGCUCAUCGAUAUGCAGUAUGUGAUCUUCCAUGCUUCUGUACGCUGUCACGAUGGAUAUGCCUUUCAGGAGUACUUUAUUAGGCACAAAUAUGGGACUCCCUUGCGUACACAAAGAGAGAAGGAUCAAGUUAUCAAAUGCUUAGAGGCGGCAAUUGAAUGAAGAGUUUGUGAGGGGAUUAAGUUGGUGUUUUGUGCAAACAAUCGAGUAGGCCUACUUUCUGAUAUAACUCGACUACUCCGAGAGAAUGGCCUAGCAGUGGUUCGAGCUGACAUAGCAACACAAGGAGAAAAGGCGAUUGAUGUUUUCUACCUAAGAGACGUAACAGGAAAGAAUGUAGACCUGGAUUUUGUGAAUUCAGUCAGGAGGGAAAUGAGUCCAAUUUACCUUCAAGUCAAGAAUGAAAGUACACCAAGACCAAGUAGCCCAAGGUAUCAUUUUUCUCUUGCAGACAUGCUGAAAUCUCACAACGAACGUUUAAUCAUGUAA